AGCAGCGUCUGUGAAUGGUGGGCGGGUGGAGCCGCGGCCACGUCCUUUAGCGGCUGCCGCUUGUCAGCAAACAUGGCUGCUGCCGGGCAAAAGAUAAGGGCCACUGCGGUGGGACACGCAUCGCCGUCGUCGAUCCGGCGGACGUCCCUCUUGCUUCUCUUUGUGCUGCUGGACAUGGCCCUGCUGGCCUGGGGCCAGGAGGGGAACGAUACUGCCCUUCAGAGAGAGCCAUCUCAGAAGAGAACUACUUUGCUACAAAACACUAAUUCACCACCCAUAAUUUCAGCAGCCAGCCAGAUCACUACAAAGAUUUCAACAAAAAGUGAAAUCCUCUCAGCAACUUUGGAAGUGGAUCCUUCUGUUGUACCUGACCUGACUGUAGCAGAGGAUAAAUCAGCCACAUCUCCUACGCCAGUGUCUUUCAUAUUUAAUACUGAUAUUGGUGAAGACACUGAUGAUGAUGAUAUUGAUGAUGACAUUGUAGAUAACUUAUUGCCAAAUUCACUAUCUACUGCAAAAGAAACUGUAGAUCCUGGUGAUUCUCAAGAAGAUGACAAUCAAAUUGAAGUGGUAUUGAAUUCCCAAGAUGAAGAAGCAGAUUGGGCAAGCACACACAGCUAUGGAAAGCAAUUUGCUGACGAGAUGAAGGACUCUAUCUCAGGGCUAGAAGAAGAUAGUCAUUUCUUUUUCCAUCUGGUGGUUGUUGCCUUUUUGGUAGCUGUGGUUUACAUCAUGUAUCAUAAUAAAAGAAAGAUCAUUCUGUUGGUUCAGGGUAGAAGAUGGCGAGAUGGACUUUGCUCCAGAACAGUUGGAUAUCAUCGUUUAGAUCAAAAUGUUAAUGAGGCAAUGCCUUCAUUAAAAAUUACCAAUGAUUAUGUUUUUUAAAAGCUAUGUGAUUUGAAUUUGCCAACCUAAUUUUUUGCUUUGUAUUUAUAUAAUGUGCAGAUGUUGCUAUAUGCAACAAGCAUAUGUGCACUCUUUUGCCUUUAAUUUUUUAGCCUUAUAUGAGGACGUGUAAGGUCAGUAUUUACUUCUGGUGACAAACUUCAGAAUCAGCAUACAAUAAUGCCAUUUUAAUUCACUUUUUUCUACCGUAUUUCUUUCUGCCUGGAGCAGUUAAUUAUCCUUGUUCAGUAUAUAGCCAUGUAGUAGUCUAGACUCACUAGUGAAUCCAGAACUAGUGGAUAACACUAAAAAACCUUUCUGGUGGUUGGUUGCCUGGUUGAAUCAUGUUUUUUUCUCCCUUCAGUAUAGAUUUUAUAAAGUGUCCAUCUAUGUAAAACUGGGCCACUUUUAGCCAAAUUACUUGGACUGUGUAGAAAAAUAUUUGGCAUGUAUUACUAUAAUAUCAGUAUACCUUCUUCCAUAGUUCACGAAUGCCAGUGUGAAUUUUUGCUGAUUCGGUGUCCUAUUCUCAGAAAUUCUGUUGUAGAAAUUUUGCCUUCAAAAAUCUGGAAUUAAGAUAAAAUUUUUAGGCUAGAACUUGAGAUCCAAAGUAAGCACAUCUACUCUUCCAUCUGCAUUUUAAAAGUAGGAUUGUCUAGGAACUACUUGGUUUUGUUACGUUUGUAAGCAUGGAAGGUGGCAGGCUCAAAAGAGAUUUACUUAAUGUGUUAGUCUGACCGAAGUAACUGUCUGCAGAUAAUGAAAUGCCAUGGGCUGAAGCUGCCCAUCUUCAGCAGAUACUGAACUCUUCUUUAAUUUAGUCAAAAGAUAAACCCCUUCCAUAUGGGUCAUACAGCUAAUUCUUGGUACAUUACGUUUUUUAAAAUUUGGGGUAAUUUUGCUAUUUAUGUUCAUUUAUACAAGUUGUAAAGUAUACAGUUUCAUAGAGUUACAUUUAUGUACAUCCUGUUUAUGACUGAUUCUUUUCAGGUCUGGAAAAUAUGUAAAUAACUGAAACCAUAAUUGAUGACUUUAUAUUCAUGUAUAGUGUACUAUUCUGAAAAACUCUCAAACAUCUGGCAUGAAAAGAGUUGCAGUGGGCAUGGUCUUUAGUAGAGCAGCUGUUGAGCUUCUAUAUUUCUACAUUUAGUGUUUCUGAAUGCAAGAAAAAAGAAAUACAAGCAAGAUAUGCCAGAACUGUGUCUUGCAGGAAUUUUUGUUGUAUCUCUUAACAAAACUUUUAACAUAAAUGCCAAGAAUAUAAUUUUAUGGUAAUUGUAGCUUGAUUUGUACAGGUGUACAUUUCUAAUAAAGAGAAUUCUUUUUGAUCAAGUCUACACAAA
This is a messenger RNA of Eublepharis macularius, 2228 nucleotides long. RefSeq names its product chromosome 4 C5orf15 homolog (gene C4H5orf15). The transcript is spliced from 3 exons. NCBI's taxonomy places the organism in Eukaryota, Metazoa, Chordata, Lepidosauria, Squamata, Eublepharidae. The record is from RefSeq and is a predicted model, not a curated record. Bases 73 to 885 code for a protein of 270 amino acids.